Messenger RNA from Nematostella vectensis (starlet sea anemone), 793 nucleotides. RefSeq lists its product as uncharacterized. NCBI's taxonomy places the organism in Eukaryota, Metazoa, Cnidaria, Anthozoa, Actiniaria, Edwardsiidae. The coding region runs from base 1 to 495 and encodes 164 amino acids. The transcript is spliced from 4 exons. The record is from RefSeq and is a predicted model, not a curated record.
AUGGACCUGGAUGCGCGGUAUACCUUUAUCACGAACCCUCCCAAGCAGAGCUCGCUACUUGUCGCCGUACUUGACGACUUGGGUUUGAACUUGAAAACCAGCAAGAUAGACUGUACCACCAUGACGGCAACCGAGAAGCUCGGCUUUCUGCACGGUCAGUUCCAGACGUUCCUUGGUCCGUUAACAGUUGCUUAUCAAUACGAGAAGAGCUACAGUAAGGAAAUCGCGUACAGGCUCACCAUCACUAAGAGAUACACUAGCUACGCUGUCAAAAGCUUCAAAAGAGACUACCCAAGCGGGUCAAAGAUUCCCAAUGGUGUUACCAUCACAGAAGCCGAGAUGGACAAGAAGAUGAUGAAAGUGCUUAGUGAUACCCAGGCCUCCACGGGUGUACAACCAACAGUUGACAACAUCAAAAUCUAUCGCAACUUUGUGAUAGUCAACACCCUCAUUCGAGUGAUGGACGACACCACAGGGUGCAUUCCUAACAAGUGACAAGCCUGAUUCACCAGGGACUCUACAAACCUCUAUGAGGAGAAGCUAUGUACAGUCUAAAAGAUCUAAUUCACAUUGAAAUAUCACAAGAGAAAUAUUGAUGGUCAAGGAAAUAUAGUUAAUUAUUUAAAUGUUAGAAUAACAUGGUAUUCCAUGUAAAUUUGUAUAGGAUUUAGGUGUCAAACACCGAUGAACUCUCUCUGUGAGAGCAUGAUAGAAACUGUAUUAAAUAUUUCAUUGAAUAAUUUGUAAAGAGUACAUAACACAAUGUUGUUAAAUAAAUAUAUUUUCAUUUAAA